Molecule: messenger RNA, 3801 nt
Organism: Labrus bergylta (ballan wrasse)
Lineage: Eukaryota; Metazoa; Chordata; Actinopteri; Labriformes; Labridae
Source: RefSeq, a predicted model, not a curated record
ACUGAAGCAGAAGGCAAACAUGGCCGCGUCCUUAGAUGAUGAUUACGAGUCUAAUAAUCAAGAAUACUACGCUCUACUGAACGUCAGGAAAGAGGCUACAUUGGAGGAGCUGAAGGCAUCUUAUCGAAGGCUGUGUAUGCUCUACCAUCCCGACAAACAUCGAGACCCCGAGCUUAAAAGUCAGGCUGAACAGCUGUUCAACCAGGUUCACCAAGCAUAUGAAGUGCUGAGUGACGAUCACUCCAGAGCCAUCUAUGACCUCUUUGGGAAGAAAGGGCUGGAGGUGGAAGGCUGGGAGAUUGUGGAAAGAAAGAGGACACCGGCUGAAAUCCGUGAGGAGUAUGAAAGGCUGCAGAGAGAAAGAGAAGAGAGGAGACUGCAACAAAGAACUAACCCCAAGGGCACCAUCAGCGUGGGCGUGGAUGCAACAGACCUAUUUGACCGUUAUGACGAAGACUUUGAAGAGAUGCCAGGAGGAGGCUUUCCUCAUAUUGAAAUCAACAAGAUGCACAUUUCAUCCAGUUUUUUUUUUUUUUUUCCCCAGGCUCCUUUGACGAACUCGGACACUGCAGUGUUGUCUGGUUCACUCUCUACACACAAUGGGAACGGAGGGGGCAACAUUAACAUGACUGUACGAAGGGUAACGUCAGCCAAGGGAUGGGGAGAGGUGGAGUUAGGUGCAGGAGAUAUACUCGGACCUCUCAUUGGGUUAAAGGUGUUUCGUAAUCUCACUCCACGCUGUUUCUUGACAGCCCAGUGCGGCUUGCAGUUCUCACCUCGAGGUUUGCGACCAAGCUGUUCUCUGAUGACAGCACGCCACCUGGACCAGAACACCAUGGGUUAUCUGCAGUGGCGCUGGGGGCCCAACAGCGCCAUGACAACCAGCCUGGUGCGAGACACAAAGAGCAGCCACUUUACUCUCGCUUUGCAGCUUGGUGUGCCUCACUCAUACCUGAUGGUGAGCUACCAGUACAAGUUUCAGGAUGAUGACCAGACCAAAGUGAAAGGCUCUGUGAAGACAGGCUGGUUCGGCACUGUGGUGGAAUAUGGAGCAGAGAGGAAGAUCAGCCGACACAGUGUCCUGUCAGCGACUGUCAGCAUCGGAGUCCCUCAGGGAGUCACGCUCAAGAUCAAGUUGGCACGCGCCAGUCAAACGUACCUGUUUCCAGUCCACCUAACAGAUCAGCUGCUGCCCAGUGCAGUCUUCUACGCCACCGCCGGACCUCUGCUGUUCUACAUGGCCGUCCACAGACUCAUCAUCAUCCCAUACACUCGCGCACAGAAACAAGAAGAGCUGGAGCUGCACAGGAAGAGCUCAGCCACAGACAUCGCUAAGAAGAAGCAGGAGGCAGAGUCUGCUGUUCUGCUGAUGCAGGAGUCUGUGAGGAGAAUCAUAGAAGCUGAAGAAUCCAAGAUGGGACUGAUCAUCCUGAACGCCUGGUAUGGAAAGUUUGUGUCUGACACCAGCCAGAGGCAGGAGAAAGCAAAGGUGAUCGACGUCACUGUACCUCUGCAGUGCAUAGUCAAAGACUCCAAGCUCAUCCUCACCGAGUCCUCAAAGGCUGGACUGCCGGGGUUUUACGACCCCUGUGUGGGAGAGGAGAAGAGUCUCAAAUUACUGUACCAGUUCAGAGGUGUCAUGCACCAAGUCAUCUCUGCAGACACCGAGCCACUACGGAUACCUAAGCAAUCACACAGACUUGAGUCUGAGUCUUAGGAGCCCAGCAAAUGUUGGAACAGCAUAGAUAAAAAUAGACUCUCUAAUCAGAAGCAUCCAAGAGUGGAGAGGACACAUCAACAAGAAGUCUUUUUCUCCCCUCUGGUCCUCUUCUGUCAUGGUAUUAGUGAACCUGUGUAUCCAGUUUCUCCACUCCUCCCUUUCCCGUGGGCCAGCUCCGAGGGUCAGUACCAUGCAGGAGUGGGCUCAGGGUUUCUACAAGGUAUCACCCUACGUGUCUCUAGGCUGCUGCCAGAGUGCAGACUCCUGAAAACAUAGUUUAAUAUAUGCACUACAGAAGAAGAACUGAUAGUCACCACAGACAUGGUGGUCAUUCCUGCUGAUAAAGAGCGAAAGGUGCACACGAAGAGUUAAAAGAUAUUUCUUAAGUCGAGCAUAUACAAAUGAGCUGUGCUGUAGUUUUAUUCCAUAUCAUUGUCGUCUUUUGUCCUGUGUUUGUGUCACCCUGUUAGGUUUGAAUCUAAUAAUGUAAUAACAUACAAGUCGUUACACUAACUCAUGCAAAAAUGUUUAGAGGAACACCAUGCAGGAUCGUGUCUCAGUGACCCUGCUGUGGCUGUUCAGGGAUGAGUUUGUUUUUGGUCCUUUUUCCCUUCAGUCACAUCAUAAACCGGUGCUCAAAUUUUCUGUGAUGGAUGUGGGGGGGUUUAGGGAGGACUUCUACAUGACAAAUAUGUGCUUUGAUGGUAGCGUCUCAACCAAGGUGAGACAGGCUUGAUCUCUUUAUACAGACACACAUAUCUCAGGCCAGGCUGGAAUUGAAAGUUCUAAAUUGGUAAAUAUUUAGCUAAAAAAAGCUACAUGUGUGGAGAGUAUUUUACGGUUGGGACGUUAGAGCACUAGAGGACAUAGAUCAACAUUUUCCCCUCAUGAAGGUUGUGUUUGCUGCUGACAGUAACUCGUUAACGGAGCUGACCUGAGCCACUCUUAAGUUUGACUUAUUUGACUGACUAUGGCACAUUGACAUAGAUACGUUUAUUUAUUUCAUUUGUAUUGUUUGUACUUCAAUCAUGUGCCAUGUAUUUAAUUUGAUAUAAUGUGCCCCUGCUUUCUUUUUUUAAUUGACUGCCACUGUCACUUGUAUUACUAAGUAAUACAUUGUAAUGCAAUGUUCAAGAUGAUAAAAACACUUGUGAGCAGACUUUAAUGAGCUUCUUCUAUGCGGUUAUCAAAACACUAAUUUACCUGCACUGUAGCUUUGUUUUGUUUUUAAAUCAGGAUGGUGAGGUAUACAUGAGGACAUCUAAUUCAAACUAUUGCACUUUCUGUUCAGAUUUAUUAUUAUAGCACAGGAAUUGUUUUGUUUUCUGUUUUGCAUCAGAUGCACAUUCCAAGAAACCCCCCCCCAUUUGAUAGCUUUCUUUUAGUUGUAAAGGAGAAAUGUGACAGGAGGGACUUGGAUGGGAGAUCCUGUCCUAGGCUUAAGGGAAUCCUGGAAGACUCUCAAACCCACAACUACAGGAUGCAAAUGGUAUUUUAUCUAAACACAAUGGUAAUAGAAUAGAAUUACUUUAUUGAUCCCAAACUGGGAAAUUGUGGAAAAUUUAAUUAAUUUGCACAACAUACAGUGUCAUAUAUUUUAGAUGUUAGUUGUCAUGAAAGAGCUGCUGAUGUUGACAACUGGACUUAACCAGUGUCUUAUAAAGCUGACUUCAUAUGGUUCCCUAUUUUGAUUAGUUUUGGUUUGACUAUUACUGCAAUAGACCUUGAAGACCAGGUGACUGGUCAGCAUUGAGAUGGAGACGUUCUUGUCUGAGUCUGAAGGAUGUCGCUCCCUGUCCUUUUCUGCAGUGAGAUCUCUUAACAGUCUUGAGUUGGGGUCCCUUUUACAUCAGCAACUUUGCACUGCUUUUGUUUGUACUCUUUGUUUGUCUUAAAUGUUUUAUUUGAAAGGUGAGCUGGCCGCCUCAGCUCUGGUGCCACCAUGAGGCCAGCACAAAGACUGCUAUCCUGCUGUUAAACUCCAACCCCCCACUGAACCACACGAGUAUGUCCAUGCAUUGUAUGGUGGAGGAGCCUGUUUUCUCUGUCCUGUAAAGAUUACAAUAAAUAUGAUCCUCUAU